UAAAUACUUAAAAGAGGGAUCUGACCUGAUGAAGGGAUGGCAGAGGAAGGCCUCGCGGAGCUGGAGAGGAGUAGCCAGAAGCAGAGUCUGACCUCCUCCCUCAGGUCCAACUCGAUCCUCACAUCAUUGAGCUCGCAGUAUCUGUCGCCUCCGCCGCCGCAUAUCCCGGCGCCGCCGCCGCCAUCGCCGGAGGCGGCGAUCGAGGGUUUUGUCCUUCUUCCCCUGUUGGUUGGGCUGUAACUGGAUUUCAAUCACGUGAGGCCCAUUCUCGUUAGGCCCAUAACGGGAUUUGGAUUACGUGCGGCCCAACAAAUGGGCUUGGGACUUUUUAUCUGAUUGGGCCCGGCCCAACCCAUCAAGGAGAGAUCGAGCUGCCCAUCCAUGGCGAUCGGAGGACAUAAGAGUGACCCCCAUGGCGAUGGCUGCGGAAGAGGAGAGGAGAGGAGGGAGACGCCUGCCUUGCUGCUCCGCCCGCGGUGACGCACCAGGCCCACGGCGGAGACGGCCGCCAUCGCCAUCGCCGCCGCCGCCGCCGCGUGAGCUACCUGCGUCGGCUUUGGUACGAGAGGAGGAUGAACGCCGGUAUGAGGGCGUGCGUGCUUCGAUCCAAGCUGGUCAACGAAAGGUUUCAUGGGUUUGGUUGGUUGAUGCCGUGGGGUCCUGCUGAUUGAUCUCCCACCUUUCUUGACUUGACAACCUUUUUCCAGCGAGAGACACAUGGGAUUGAUUACUAAUUAGUUUACGAGGAGUAGUUAAUUAACAAUUGCUUUCGAGAUGUCAAAAGGGCAGCACCUUUCACAGCUUCCUUUUCUUUCAUUUCUAGUUUUUUCUUUCUUUUCUAUUGAGUAGCGGCCUAAUUAGCACACGCCACCUGUUUCUCCUGAUUUCAGCGUUGCUGUCUGUCACAGUUCCGGAGAAAGAUGUUACUUUCCUUUUCUCUUCUUUCUAUUUUUUCUAUCGAUUGGGGACGAACUGCAUGUUUGUUCAUGUAUCUGUUUGUUUCUUACACCAGCUCAAUCUUUUCAGUUUUGAUUCGGCUGGUUAGCUGUUGAAUCGUAUUCUGUUUUUCUUCCCACCGGUACAGGUUUUGUGUGGAUGCCAGAGAAAGUUUUCUGUACCUUUCACUUUCAGGAUAGAAAAUUGGGCAUAGAAAACUGCAACAACUAGUAUGCAAUUAUUCAAUUUUCUGAGGUGUUCCCUUUUUUUUGAUGUUUGGGCAGAGUUUAGUACUGUUGCUUUAUUAAAUACUGUUUUAUCCUGUGGACCAUAGAUAUAUGCACUUGUUGAGCUAGGAGCCUAGGAUGACUGCUGGGAGAAAUUUCUAGUUUGUGGGGUUUUUAAGGCCGAGUUUAGUUCCAAACUUUUUCUUCAAACUUUCAACUUUUCCAUCACAUCAAAAUUUUUCUACACACAUAAACUUCUAACUUUUCCGUCACAUCAUUUCAAUUUCAACCAAACUUCCAAUUUUGGCGUGAACUAAACACAGCCUAACAAGGUUAUCACAUAGCCUUAUAUAGAACUUAGAUGUGAUUUGUCCAGCUGCAGCAUAAAAAUAUGCCCCAAAUCUUAUCUCUUGUCCUACUCAUUGUCUGGUUUCUGUGCUCCCUAUAUUUAUAAGGCAUGUGAUUUUCAAAUAAAGGGAGAUUUUUUAAGAUCCAGAUUGACUGAUGUGAAAAGCUUGCAUUUGCAGCAGAGCUUUCACCACUCGUUUUAGCUGGGAAGACGAGCGGGCAACAGAAUGGAAAGUUCAUCAGCUAGGAGCAACACCUCAGAGAGGAAUCGCGUAGAUUAUGCAAGAAGUGUGUCCAUGGAUUCUGCAGGUCAUUCUUUAGGUGCUAGGUCUGCCUCAAUCCUCAGUAGGAGAAGCAGCAGGCAGGGUUCAAGGGGAUCCAUCAGCCUCUCCCGUGAGAUGGGGGACUCGAUACUGAGCUCGAUGAGGCAUUCGCUUCAAUCAGCAGACCAGUUGCUAGGUGAUGUAGAUGGCUCAGUUCUUGCUCAGGUCAUUGACAGUGGUGACCGAGGGCUAGCAUUUGAAAACGACGUUGACGAAGAGGAAGAGAAUAAUGUGGAGGAUCAUCAGGCUGUUCCUCUCCCAGAUGAUACAUCAAUGCGGAUUCAUGGCAGAAGCUCUCAAGGCACAAGUGUGGUGGCACCCGUAUCUGCGAUGAAGCCAAAAGAUACUAAUGUUAACGGCCCAGCCAGUUCAUCUAUCAAGGUUGAACCAUAUAAGCUUUCAUGGAUGCAAGAUUAUGCUUCUUACCUGAUCCAUUUAGCCGUAUUUGGAUUUCUUGGGGUAUUUACAAGGUAUGGGCUCCAAAAACUGUUUGGCCCUAGCUGCCUGGCACUCACCUCAGACCAAAGCCCACUGUACCUUGACCUUCCAUCUAACAUGCUAGGAUCUUUCCUGAUGGGCUGGUUUGGGAUCAUCUUCAAGGCUGAUAUACGUCACAUAUCUGAUCAUCUCAUUGUCGGAAUCACGACAGGCUACAUGGGAAGCCUUACCACCUUCAGUGGGUGGAACCAGAAAAUGGUUGGCCUAUCUUCCAAAGGCCACUGGGUAUAUGCUGUAGCUGGCAUAGUACUAGGAAUGUUUAUCGUCAAUGAGUCCAUCACGGUGGGUGCGGAAACUGGUGAGCGACUGCGAGGAUGGAUCCUGAAAUGCAUCAUAGAGAAGAAUUCAAUAGGAAGCAAAUGCGGCUGGGAGGACUGGAGGGUGGACACCAGGACCAAACAUUAUGCGCUUCUUGGAGUUAUGGUGAUUCUGAUGUCUUUGAUAUGGAUCCUGAGCAUUGUGCUGGCCAUAGUGAAGGUGCAUAGCCUUGGCCAUGGCGCGGUUCUGUGGCUGGGUUGCUCGGUAGCACCUCCCGGUGUUUGGCUUCGCUGGUACUUGGCGAGGCUAAAUGGCGGAGGAAUUGGAAUCGGCAAGCGGAGACACCUCAAAUGGCUUCCCGUUGGAACACUUGCAGCCAAUGUUCUUGCAGCAGCAAUCAUGGCAGCUCUUGCUGUCACGGCUAAAGCGGAAAAUACAAGACGAUUGACUACUGUUCUUAAUGGCAUACAGCUCGGUUUCCUCGGUUGCUUGAGCACAGUAUCAACUUUUGCUGCUGAAGUUUACACCAUGAGAAGAAGUGGUCAGAUUGCAAGGGCAUUUGUAUAUGCUGCAGCCACCUUCGUUCUCUCAUUUGUGCUAGGAACUCUGAUAUACUCAGUGCCGGUGUGGGUAGAGCAUUACUGAUAGCAUCGUCACCAGUUGCAGAAUUGGAACCUUUGAUGGUUUAGCAAUUUGCUAAUCCAAGUAGCUUAGAUAAUACAAUCUAGAAACAAGCUUGCAAAGAAAAGCUUGGAACGCGGGAAUUUCAUUUCAACUGCCACGACGGAAUUUAGUACUGCACCAUAGCAAAAGAAUGCAUUUUUCUUGUUGUAAAGUGAGUAUGUAUACAGCAUUUCUGGAAUUGGAGAGUUGGGAAUACAUACAGUUGUAGCAUGAAGAAUAUUGUACAAACAAAAUUUUGAAGUGCAAAAACAAUGUCUAUUUUCCUAUAA
Molecule: messenger RNA, 3543 nt
Organism: Oryza sativa Japonica Group (Japanese rice)
Lineage: Eukaryota; Viridiplantae; Streptophyta; Magnoliopsida; Poales; Poaceae
Source: RefSeq, a predicted model, not a curated record